Messenger RNA from Cuscuta campestris, 664 nucleotides. The record is from the annotation of a GenBank genome assembly. Lineage: Eukaryota; Viridiplantae; Streptophyta; Magnoliopsida; Solanales; Convolvulaceae.
CCACGGAGAACGGCUGGACUUGGGUGGCCCAGGCGCCGGUGCCAUGUUUGGAUGUCAACUGACGCGCUGAGUGCUUGGGCUUGUGCGGUGGGGCGCAAGGGGUAGAGGGGGCCAGCAUUAUUGGAUCGAUGUAUCACGGUUCCCGUCCGAAGAUCCUUCACAGAAAAGCCAUGAACAUCAAAUUCAAUACAGCAGUGAUUGUCACGGAUAUAGCCGUGAACGCCAAGUGGGGAGAAUUUGAGGAGGUGGAGGAGGAAGAAGGAGAUUUGUUCGUCGUCUUGUCGGAGUUGUCCAUGAGGAAGAGAGGGUGGGAGGACGACGGAGGGGGAGGGUGGGCUGCUGCGGCAGUGACGCCGAGGGAGAGGAAGCAGCGCCGAGGAGAAGCAGAGCCGAGAGCCGGAGAAGAAGUUUAGGGUUUAGGAACUAGGCUCCGAUACUAUGAAGAAUGAAUAUUUUCUAUUAAUUAUUGUGUAGGAGUACAACCAUAUUUAUAUACAAGAUGGGACUCCUAAUCAUGGUAGGAGUAUAAGUAAGGAAACCUAUACAAAAAUGUAACUACCAAUAAUACAAUGAUAUAAUAAUAAAUACAUUAAAUAUACUUGACAUAAAUAUAUAUUAAAUAUAUUUAACAAUAUGCUCUCUUUAAGAAAAUUGAGAACAUUUG